This is a messenger RNA of Meloidogyne enterolobii, 745 nucleotides long. NCBI's taxonomy places the organism in Eukaryota, Metazoa, Nematoda, Chromadorea, Rhabditida, Meloidogynidae. The record is from the annotation of a GenBank genome assembly.
AUUCAAAUUUUUAAAAUAUUUAUAAUUAUUAAAAAUGCCGCCAAAUACAAAUUUUACUAAAGAAGAAAUCAUGUCAAUUAGGAGAAAUUUACAAGGAUUAAUUGAAAUGAUUGAUGAAGAAGUGGAGGAUGAAGGUAUUGAAUUUACAAUCGAACAGCAAGAGGGAAUAAAAAUUAAAGUACAGAAGAAACUUGAAGAGGCUACCAAAAAAUCUAAAGCUUUUGCUACUUUCUUAGGGUCACUUGGAGGUAUUGUUGGUAGUGGUGCCUUGGUUGUUGGCUGUUCUUUUAUUUAUAGUAUUCCGUUUUUUGGACAAAUUUUGUUAGCUGCAACAGCUCUAGGUGCUUUAGUUGGUGGCUAUAAUUCAAUUCUAAUUAUCAAAAUACAAAAUAUGGGAGAAGAUUCAGAAAUUGAAAUUAAAAGAAAAAUAGAAGAAGCUAUUCAUCGUUUAAUUGUUAUAGAACAAAAAAAUUUACAAAGAGAAGAAGAAGCAAUCAUGAAAGAAAAUUUAAAUGCUCAAAUUUUGGAAUUUGAGAGAAAAUUAAAAAUAAUUCAACAAAAAAAUAAAGAAACAAAAUUAUUUAUGUUUAUUGGCUCUAUUUAUGGGACAAUUAGUGGAGGAGUUAUCUAUGGAGUUAAUUGUUUAUAUAAUGAAGAAAUUGAUUUAGAAAAGGGAGGAAUAAUAAUAUUUGGAAGUAUUCUAAUUGGAGCGUUAAUUGGUGGAUUAACUAGUAAAUAUAGAUAA